Molecule: messenger RNA, 1260 nt
Organism: Microstroma glucosiphilum
Lineage: Eukaryota; Fungi; Basidiomycota; Exobasidiomycetes; Microstromatales; Microstromataceae
Product: FtsJ-domain-containing protein
Exons: 2
Coding region: 76-1137 (353 amino acids)
Biological process (GO): cytoplasmic translation; tRNA methylation
Cellular component (GO): cytoplasm
Molecular function (GO): tRNA methyltransferase activity
Source: RefSeq, a predicted model, not a curated record
CACCUCGACACUUCCUCAAAGCACACUCGCUUCAUCUUCCUCACCACCUCCUCGUCCCAGUCUGCCGUCAAAAACAUGGGCAAAUCAUCCAAGGACCAUAGAGACGUCUACUACCGUCUCUCCAAGAUCGACGGCUAUCGCGCUCGCUCCGCCUACAAGCUGCUGCACCUGGACGAGCAGUUCGGGUUCUUCCAGGAGGAAGAGCGGUACACGCUGCGCAGGAAAGUCGAGGGUGAGCUGGCCGAGCUCAAGAGACUUCUGGCAUCGGGCAAUUCCAUCGAUGAGGAGGACGCAGAAGAGCUGCAGGAGGCUGUUGAGGAGCUGGAGACUGUGUUGCGGUGGAGUGAGCAAAGAAGGGUAGAGGAAGGAGGGGCGGCGUCAUCAUCAUCCUCGGCAUCAUCUUCUUCUCGAACACCUCGCCCUACGAGGGCAGUAGAUCUUUGCGCUGCUCCAGGCUCCUGGUCGCAAGUUCUUGUACAAAGGCUGCCCUCUCGAUCUCGUAUCGUCGCUGUCGAUCUGCAGCCCAUGGCUCCCAUCCCGGGUGUGAAGCAGGUGCUAGGCGAUAUCACUACACAGGAGACAGCAGAUGCCGUGGCAUCUGCCCUGGCUGGAGGUGCGGAAGACGAUACGAGUAGGAAGGAGAAGGCACAAUUGAUCGUCUGCGAUGGAGCGCCUGAUGUGACGGGCAUUCACGACGUGGACGAGUACUUGCAGGCUCAGCUGCUCCUCUCGGCAUUGCAGAUCACUCUCAGGCUGCUGGAGGAAGGGGGGACCUUCAUUGCCAAAAUCUUCUGCGAGAAGCCGCCAUCUUCGGGUACGUCAAAGGUCAAGAGAGACACUUCUGCUCUGCUGGUGGAGCAGAUGAAGACAAUGUUUGAGUUUGUGGACGUAGCCAAGCCUAGGAGCAGUCGGAUAGCUAGUCACGAACACUUCAUUGUCUGUCGCAACUUUCAGCCUCCGGCUUUCCUUGUCACCCCGGACGCACUCUCAACGCCGCUUCAUGACCUCUCCGCUUCUCUCCUCCCGCAGUUGCGGUCGACAAAGGUGCCGAGCAGCAGCAGCAAGCUUGAGAUCAAGGAAAGGGCAAAGGUCGCCGGGCUUAUUGCAGGGGGCGACCUCAGUGCUUGGGACCGGUAGAGUCUUGUAAGAAAUUAUGGCUGUGCGGUGGAACGAAAUGCAUAUCCCAGUCUCGUCUCUCACGCAAUCUUGUACACUCAGCAGUCAUCUGGAUAACCAAUGUACGCGAGGCACUCGCCUAAC